UUCUCUGUGUGUGUGAGAAUGGAGGGCUGAGAGCAGCAUGUGUACGAGAGCAGAAGAAUUCUGUUGUAAUCUGACAGAUCAGAUCCGCUCAUCAAUCACUAAGCACAGUCACUAUGAAUCUUCCUCAAAAUGGGACUUUUGAGUGGUUGUGAAUUCCUGUCAGGAAGUCAACCAUUUUUAUUUGUGCAGGUCUCUGACUCAUGGUUUCGGGGUGUGUUUUCCAGCUCUAUUUAAGCAGCAGCUUAAUCAAACAUCCUUCACUUUUCCACCUUUUGGAUGAGCUGCUCUUGAGAAGAAGUGGAUCAGACUAAAGUCAGUUAUACAUAAUUUCCUCAAAGAUGGCCUUCCCAACAACACUAUUGCAAGUUGGUGGUCAAGGAGGUGACCCUUUUUCAUUUACUGGUGAAAACAACGGUGCCCGGUUAGAAAAGAUUUGGGUUUGGGUAGGAGAAUGGCAGAUCAAGGCUGUCAGGGCAUGUCUUUCAGAUGGUAGAGAUACAACCUUCGGACACCCAUCUGGAUCACCUCAAGGAUAUUUUUUCAGUCCUGGAGAGUGUUUCACCUCACUGUCCGUCUGGGGGAGCGGUGAUGUAACACGUCUUGGAGCCAUCAAAUUCAAGACCAACAAGGGUGGAGAAUUCUUUGCACAGAUGACAUGGGGUUUAAACAAAGAAUGUCCCAUGGAUGUCGGCUCUGGAUAUUGUCUUGGGAUUGUUGGGAGAUCUGGUGACGACAUCGACUGCAUGGGGUUCAUGUUUCUCAAUGAGGUUCAGUCAGCAGUUCUCAGCAAUGUCAACUAUCCCACCAUCAAUCAGCUGAUCCCAAAGGUGGCCGUGGAAGAGAUCAAGUCUGUCACUUAUGAGAACAAAACAUCUGCUAAUCAACAGCAAGCAAUCAAAACCUCAAAGAAAAUGAUCAAAAAAUCUUCAUGGUCAAUGACGAAGAGCUUUACAUCAACAUUCAGUAUGGAGGUGAAGGCUGGGAUUCCAGAAAUUGUAGAAGUUCCUACAGGAUUUAAUAUAAUUGUGGGAACAGAGGGCACAUAUAGUCUGGAGCAGGUGGAUAACAAAGACAAAACUCUAACCACCACUGUGAAAGUUCCAUCAAAGAAGAAAGUAGAUGUUGACAUCACCAUUGGCAGAGCCAGUUUUGACCUGCCGUACACUGGCACAGUGAAGAUCACUUGUAUGAAUGGCAGUGAGUUAAAGUAUGAAACCAAGGGCCAAUACAAAGGCGUCGCUUACACUGAUAUUGAAGUGAAUACGGUUGAAAAAGAUCUGUAAUGUCAAAACUGAUAAUUUACAGGCAGAGUACAAGUUGAUUUAUCCAACCCAGGCUCAUUCUGAAAACGUAGUCCCGAGGACGUUUCUGGAGACCGCAAAAUACGUCCCGGGAGGUACGUAUUUUUGCUGUUUUUGGUUUUCGCAAAUCUUCUCAGAUGUCUCCCGCGAGUGCCGUUCGCGCCCGCGCUGUUCUCGCGUAAACCCACUAGAGGCCGCUGUCGAACGAACAUCUGUCUGUCGGACUGGCUAAAUGAUUCUUCCCUGAACCCAACCAAUUUUACCGAUUGACCCGCCCGCCCUAAACCCAACCAACAAUUUACAAAAGCCGUCCAGAAAAAGAAAAGCCCUCGUCUGUUUUUUUUUUUUACCACAUUUUCGGAUUUUACCACAUUCUCACCCUGUUAUAAACUUCUUCGCUUUAUUUCUUGGAUUCUGUUUUAGUCUUACCUGAUUUCUGAAACCGCUCUUCCCCGGACUCGAACCCGGUCGUCGUCGUCGUGGUCAGCUCCUCUCUGUGUCUCAAGUCCGCCGACAUACAGGACGAGCUAACCGGACAAACUGGUUGUGGCGGGAAAGCCCUCCCCACGAAAGUAAGCGGUCAGCCGGUAAGCGCUAAGAGGAACGGCGUCAUACCACCCCACAGCGUUCGCUUAAAAAAUGAAAUGCAGCCAUACGUACCUCCGGCUACAUAAUUCGCGGCCUCCAGAAACGUCCUCGGGACUACGUUUUCAGAAUGAGCCUGGGUUGGAUUUAUCUUUGAUUAGGUUGUGUCUGUGCUCUCCUUCCUCUGAUUUAUUUUAAAUGUCUUUGCUUAUUGAAUUUAAAAAGAGGAAAUCUAUACAUUGCCUUUUCCAAAUAAUCUUUUCAGAUUCUGUGACAGAAUUAUCAUAUACAGUAGCCUCAUAGUUUCUGUAAUUUUGUAAUCAGUAAACAGAUCAGUAGUGACUUAAUUCA
Messenger RNA from Danio aesculapii, 2237 nucleotides. Its product is annotated as aerolysin-like protein. The coding region runs from base 339 to 1283 and encodes 314 amino acids. The transcript is spliced from 4 exons. The record is from RefSeq and is a predicted model, not a curated record. NCBI's taxonomy places the organism in Eukaryota, Metazoa, Chordata, Actinopteri, Cypriniformes, Danionidae.